ACAAUAUUUUAUGCUGGCGGAUGCCUUUUCGCAUUGUGUCUUUUAUCAAUGUAGUACGUACUAUAAUUUGUGAGCUCGUGAUAGUUUUAGAAAUGAACAACGAUUAUUGCAUUUUGGUGGAGUUUGUGAACGAAGAAAAUUCUAUAGCCGUCGGAUACAGAGAUUGGUUGAUAACCAAAUUCGACGACCAAUGUUUACAAAAUGCCAUUGACGAACAAACCAUUGUUCAAAUACGGUGGCCUUUAUGCGAAAUAAAAAGUGCAUUGUCCAUGAAAAGGAUUAUUAAGAAACUACAAGAGAAAGAUUGGCUCUCAGCAGCAGUAAAAAUACAUGCAUUUGGAGAGUGGACAGUUAUGCACAAACAACUUGCCGACCUAGAAAAAUAUAAUAUUGCAAAUCCAUGUAAAGAAGAUCGUAAAAAAGUUAUGAAAAAAUCUUUUAGCGAUAGUGAUUAUGAUAACUCUGAUCAGGAAAAUAAAGUUACGAAGAAUAAGAAAAGGAUGGACACUAAAGAUAACUUACGUUGUAUGUCCUCUAAGAUUAAGCAACAAGAUAUUCUAUCUCAACUAAAGACUACUGAUGUCAAUUUAAAGGAUGAUUCAUUCAGUUUGCUGGAUGAAAGUGAUGAAACAUCUUUCACUGAUGACAGUUGCGAAUCUAAAAGUAAAAAGAAUAUAUAUUUGUUAAACCUACAGGAAAAAAUAAAAAGCUUACGAAAACAAAAUAAACAACUCCAGAAUGAGGUUAAAGCGUUGAAAGACAAAACAUCCAUUACAUUAGAAAAUAAAAUGGAAAACUUGGAUAAAAUGGUGGAUAAAUUAGCUAUUAAAAUACAAAACGCUAAUAAGUGUGUCGCAGAGCUAAACAAAAACAUACCCGCAAAAGUUUUCCAGAAGCAGCAGUUAUAUCCAAGCGUGACACAUAUAAAAAAUGAAGAUACAUUUCAAAACGAGCAAAUACAAUAUGAUGAUUUUAUUCCUGUUAUAAAUGCAGUCAUGGAGCAUGAUGAGGCUAAUGAUAUCGAAGAAGAACUCGUAAUGGAUGUGCUAACAGAUUUUAAAAAAGUAAAAGGAGUGAAACAAUGCGAUAAAAUGCAUAACAAAUUUGAAAGAGAUGUAAAGAAAAAUACAUCUGAACCUAAAAUAAAUGAUAGGUUAACAAAUUUUAAAGAAGUAAAAGAACUGAAGCAAUGCGAUAAAAUGCAUGAUAAAUUAGAAAGAGAUAUGAAGAAAGAUACAGCUGAAUCUAAAAUAAUUGAAAAAAUUAACGACAACAAGAUAGUCUCAAUCGGUCGAGGUGUCACCAUUUCUCAAUCUAUGAUGCAGAACAUAAGAACAAGUGACAUUGGAAAAAUGACUUGCGAUUUAAUGUCUUGUAUUUUUACAAACAAGGAGAUGGCUUCUUCAUCCAGAACGGGGAAAAAAAAUAAUAAGGUUAAAUCUGAAGAAAAUAGUAAUAAAAAACCUUUGGACUGCAAUAAGUUGCUUGCAAUUAAAGAUUACGUACUCAGCCAAUUUAAAAAUACACCAAAUGGAGAAAAGUUAUUCAACACUACUGUUUCGAACAAAUGUAAGAAUGUUGCUCGGAACUACAAAUGAAUUGAUGCUUUCAUUAAUAUAAGUAUUAAUUAUACUCUAAAAUACCGUAUUUUUUAGUUUAAUCAUUUUUGUAAGAUCUGUCCAUAGGAAAAAAUUAUACAAAAAUUACUGCA
Molecule: messenger RNA, 1711 nt
Organism: Monomorium pharaonis (pharaoh ant)
Lineage: Eukaryota; Metazoa; Arthropoda; Insecta; Hymenoptera; Formicidae
Product: cylicin-1
Exons: 7
Coding region: 21-1598 (525 amino acids)
Molecular function (GO): DNA binding
Source: RefSeq, a predicted model, not a curated record